CCCCACCUGCUGCACUUGCUCUGUUGUGCCCUGCUGCCCUGCCACCCACAACGCCCGUCCCCCAAGUGAGCCUACCUAGAUCGCCAUGUACACAAUGAAGUUGGUUCCAGCACUCGUGGCCACGCUGUACGCCUCCGCGUGCGUGGCCUUGUCCGACACAUACACAAUUGGGAACGACAAGGUCCUGCAGACAUGCGCAUACGUGUCCAACUCGGAGAACUUCCUGCAGAGGCUGUUCUACUCGCAAGAGCCAAGCAUCAACAUCCACUUCCCGAAGCAGAACGAGGCCGAGAACGUCGAGGUGUACACGUUGAUCAUGGGCGGAGAAGACAUGAACAAGGUCACGAUCGGCAUGAACCCGUACUUCAAGGUGUGUGACGAGUACGCGCUUGCCGGCGGGUUCUGCCAGCACGAAUCGGACGAGACGCACUACAAGAAGAAGACGUUGCCCGAGUUGAUCGACAGCAACUCCUUCGGCUACCCGAUCGAGAGCUUCAUGUUGAGCUCAUCAGGCGACGACCACGUGUACAAGCUCACCAAGUCGUCGGUCUACUGCGUCAUGUUCUUGACGUCCUCGAUUCCGGAGGGCCACGCGGAGCUGACCGUCGAGAUCGACUGGGUGCAGUCGUUCGGCUCGUUGCUGGUCAGCGACUUCGACAGAAUGUCCACGUCGCUCUACUUCUUCCUCGCCUACGGCGCCCUCGGCGCCUUCGUGUUUGUGUCCACCUACCUCAAGAUCCAGAACGACAAGACCUCCGUCUCCUUGGACCACCUCAAGUACAAGAAGUACACCUUGCAGUACAAGUUCUUGAUCUUCCACUGGGGCUCCGCCGUCCUCUACCUCGUCACCAUGAUCCACUACAUCGCCUUGAACAAGUACGGCUACAUCACAAACUCCAUCAUCGUCCCCUUCUCCAACCUCGCCGCCUUGUCGCUCACCACCCUCUUGAGCGUCUGGAUGAUCUACAACUUGAUGUUGUUCUCCGCCGGCGCGUGGUUCGGCGGCUUGAAGAACUCCAGCCUCAAGCUCUACGCCGCCCGCUUCAUCGCCAUCGUCCUCGUCUUCGAGAUGCUUGUUUUCGACGUCGAGACCUCCAGCAUCUACUCCUUGAUCGGCGAGGCCCCAACAGACUUCCUCAGCGUCGUCAUCUACUUCGAGUUCAUCGCCAUCUUCCUCUUGGGUCUUGUGUGGGCAAUCUCCACCUCCUUCACCAUCAAGGACUCCAAGCUCAAGAACACCUUCUACCUCUCCAUCCUGCUCCUCACCAUCGUCUUCUCCACCGUCAUCUUCGGUGCCUACAUCUUCAGCUCCACCGCCCAAGCCUCUGCUGUCGCCUACUCCAUCGAGUUCAUCUUCAGUCUCAUUUUCACCUUGCUCUGGAACAACGUUGUAGUCGAGAACAACGAGAUUGUGUACAAGGCCUAGGCCUCUUUUCCCCACUAUAUAACCAAAUAAAUACUACAAAUACAUGAAGGACCCUCAA
Pichia membranifaciens NRRL Y-2026 is the source of this 1484-nucleotide messenger RNA. RefSeq lists its product as hypothetical. NCBI's taxonomy places the organism in Eukaryota, Fungi, Ascomycota, Pichiomycetes, Pichiales, Pichiaceae. The transcript has a single exon. The coding region runs from base 95 to 1426 and encodes 443 amino acids. The record is from RefSeq and is a predicted model, not a curated record.